CCCGUAGGGCAACAAGGAUGGUUAAUUUUGACCGUGCUUAUUUGUGCCAUAAAAUAUCGAUCCUAACUGGCAGCUAUUUGGGCUUUUCUAUCUACCGACCUCCAGUUUUUGAACUGCAGCCACUAAAUGAAGGGGUUCUGGUCUGAGAAGGCUCUGCAUUCCUUCAACUGGAUGGGGAGCGGGGACGGUGUCACCGGCGAUUUCAAGAAUAGGAGGGAAUGUUGACCAGGGAGCACCGCUGCGGCCGAUCAGAGGAGCAGGAACCGGAGCCCGGGCUGAGUCCGAAAAAAGCCGGAUCCGGACGGUGGCUCCGAAACGGCUGUAAGUGGAAGAUGGAGGAGCCGGAGGAACCAGCGAACGGUGGGCAGUCGCUGCCCCCGGUUUACAUUUACAGUCCCGAGUACGUUAGCAUGUGCGACUCCCUGGCCAAAGUCCCGAAACGGGCCAGUAUGGUACAUUCCUUGAUUGAGGCAUAUGCACUGCAUAAGCAAAUGAGGAUAGUGAAGCCCAAAGUGGCCUCCAUGGAAGAGAUGGCCACCUUCCAUACUGAUGCCUAUCUGCAGCAUCUCCAGAAGGUCAGCCAAGAAGGAGAUGAUGAUCAUCCAGACUCCAUAGAAUAUGGACUAGGUUAUGACUGUCCAGCCACUGAAGGGAUAUUUGACUAUGCAGCAGCUGUAGGAGGGGCUACAAUCACAGCUGCCCAGUGCCUGAUUGAUGGAAUGUGCAAAGUAGCGAUCAACUGGUCUGGAGGGUGGCAUCAUGCAAAGAAAGAUGAAGCAUCUGGUUUUUGUUAUCUCAAUGAUGCUGUCCUGGGAAUACUACGAUUGCGACGAAAAUUUGAUCGUAUUCUCUAUGUGGAUUUGGAUCUGCACCACGGAGAUGGUGUAGAAGAUGCCUUCAGUUUCACCUCCAAAGUCAUGACCGUGUCCUUGCACAAAUUCUCCCCAGGAUUUUUCCCAGGAACAGGUGACGUGUCUGAUGUUGGCCUAGGGAAGGGACGUUACUACAGUGUAAAUGUGCCCAUUCAGGACGGCAUACAGGAUGAGAAGUAUUACCACAUCUGCGAAAGUGUACUAAAGGAGGUGUACAUAGCCUUUAAUCCCAAAGCAGUGGUCUUACAGCUGGGAGCUGAUACAAUAGCUGGGGAUCCCAUGUGUUCCUUUAACAUGACUCCAGUGGGAAUUGGCAAGUGUCUUAAGUACAUCCUUCAGUGGCAAUUGGCAACACUCAUUUUGGGAGGAGGAGGCUAUAACCUUGCCAACACGGCUCGAUGCUGGACAUACUUGACCGGGGUCAUCCUAGGGAAAACACUAUCCUCUGAGAUCCCAGAUCAUGAGUUUUUCACAGCAUAUGGUCCUGAUUAUGUGCUGGAAAUCACGCCAAGCUGCCGGCCAGACCGCAAUGAGCCCCACCGAGUCCAGCAAAUCCUCAACUACAUCAAAGGGAAUCUGAAGCAUGUGGUCUAGCUGACAAAAAGAGAUCAGGUUUCCAGAGCUGAGGAGCAGUGCCUGUAAUGAAGACAGCGUGUUUAUGCGAGCAGUGUGUGGAAUUUGUGACUGCAGGGGAAAUUUGGAAGAAAUUACUUCCUGAAAAUUUCCAAGGGGCACCAAGUGGCAGCUGGCCUCCUGGGGUGAGGUGGGCUGGCACCCCAGAGGCCUCAACUAGACCUAGGGGGAGAUAAAGAUUUCCAACAUUUAAAGUGUUUAUUUUUAAAAAACACACAAAUGCCGUUUUUAAUCUUUGAAAAUUAUUUUUCAGCAAGUUAGGGAGGGGUAUUUUUAUUUUCUUAAAGGAGACAGAUCAGAAACUGGAGGAAAAUGUGGAGACUUAGCUGCCAGCUUAUGGGGUGAAGGGGGGAGCUAAGAAGCAGGGAUUGGGCCUCAGAACCAUUCAAGUGGAGCUUUGCCAGAGAAGGACCGGUCAGCAUACUGGGAGGUGGGGAGAAAUCCACCUGUGUUUUUAGGAUUAUGGAUCUAUUUUGUUUUUUUAAUAAAAUCUCUGAAAACCUA
Phacochoerus africanus (Common warthog) is the source of this 2009-nucleotide messenger RNA. It is a transcript of the gene HDAC8, whose product is annotated as histone deacetylase 8. Gene Ontology annotation, molecular function: histone deacetylase activity. NCBI's taxonomy places the organism in Eukaryota, Metazoa, Chordata, Mammalia, Artiodactyla, Suidae. The coding region runs from base 219 to 1466 and encodes 415 amino acids. The transcript has 11 exons. The record is from RefSeq and is a predicted model, not a curated record.